GUUAUUACAGCUGGUGAAGAAUACUUGACAAGAAAUAUUUUAAGUGCCUCUGAACAUUAGCAGAACAUUUUUGCUGCAAUGCUGAAUAACUGACUCCUCUAUCUGAAUCAAUGGGCACUUGACAGUGAAUGUUAGGGCUGUAUACCAGCUACACAGCACCAGGGAGAUGGGAGAAAUUCAGAUUUCGAUUGAAGAUGGUGGCCAUGGAUUGGAGAACCCAGGCUUAGAGCUCACGGAAUCAGAUGGAAAUCCAAGAGCAACAAAGAAUUAUCACUCUUCUGAGAUUCUGGGGCAAAACAGCACUCAAGAUGCUCCUGUCUGGAGGAAUAAGACUGUGGCUUGGCCCUUUUCUAAAGCAAGGUGCUUUUGCAAGUUGAACAUCAAGUUACUACAGAAGAUCAUCUGGUGCAUCUUGUAUGCAGCCUACCUGGCCUACUUCAUUGCAGCCUGUUGGCUGGAUUUUGAUCGAGCCUUGGCUUUGGUCAUUCUCACCGGCCUGGCGAUCGGUCUCAUGGCCUACAGCUUGGUGAAGAAAUGGUGGGGGUCUGCAGCUGUCAGAAUGUUGAGACCUUGUGGGAAAUACUGCCGGAGGGCCUGGCCAUGGCUGAAGUGGGUUUUGUGUGCCCUGAUUUUGAUUGGGCUGAUCACGUGGCUGGCUCUUGACAUGUCUCAGAGGCGAGAGCAGUUGGUGUCCCUGGGAGGCUUUGCUGUGUUGGUGUUGAUACUUUUUGCUUGCUCCAAGCACCACAGGGCUGUGUCUUGGAGAGCUGUGUUUUGGGGACUUGGCCUGCAGUUUGCUUUUGGAGUCUUCAUCAUCCGGACGGAGCCUGGAUUUCAAGCUUUCCAGUGGCUUGGUGCACAGAUUCAGACUUUCCUGAACUACACCAUUGCUGGUUCCAGCUUUGUAUUUGGGGACAUAUUGAUCCAGGAAGUAUUUGCCUUUCAGGUAUUGCCCAUCGUUGUCUUCUUCAGUUGUGUGAUGUCCAUUCUCUACUACCUGGGAGUCAUGCAGUUUAUUAUAAUUAAGUUGUCCUGGCUCUUGCAAAUCACGAUGGGCACGGCACCCACAGAAACUCUGAGUGUGGUGGGGAAUGUAUUUGUGGGGAUGACAGAAGCUCCACUACUCAUCCGUCCAUACCUGAAAGACAUGACAGUGUCAGAGGUUCAUGCGGUAAUGACGGGAGGCUUUGCCACCAUUGCUGGCAGCGUGAUGGGAGCAUACAUUUCAUUUGGGAUUGAAGCCUCCUCCUUGAUUGCUGCUUCAGUGAUGGCUGCACCAUGUGCUUUAGCGAUGGCUAAACUUGUCUACCCAGAAGUGGAAGAGUCCAAGUUCCAGAGACGGGAGGAUGUGAAAAUUGCCUGUGGGGAAGAGAAGAAUAUCCUGGAAGCUGCUGGAAAUGGAGCAGCCAUCUCCGUGGGGCUGGUUGCAAACAUCGCAGCCAACCUCAUUGCCUUCCUGGCAGUGCUUGAAUUCAUCAAUGCCACGCUCUCUUGGCUGGGGGCUAUGGUCAACCUGCCAGAACUCUCUUUCCAGUUGAUCUGCUCCUAUGUCCUGGUUCCUUUCGCCUUCUUGCUAGGAGCAAGCUGGGAGGAUGCGCCCCUUGUUGCUCAGAUGCUGGGAACGAAGAUCUUCUUAAACGAGUUUGUAGCCUAUCAGCAACUGUCAACCUACAAGCAGAGGCGACUGGAUGGACUGCCCGAGUGGGAUGGUGAUCACAAGCAAUGGGUUUCGGCCAGGGCUGAAACCAUCACUACCUUUGCCCUGUGUGGAUUUGCCAACCUGAGCUCCAUCGGGAUUAUGCUGGGUGGCUUGACAUCCAUGGCACCGCAGCGCAAAAGCGAAUUUUCCAGCAUUGUCCUGAGGGCUUUGUUCACCGGGGCCUGCGUCUCCCUGAUCAAUGCAUGCCUUGCAGGUAUCCUCUAUGUACCCAGAGGAGAAGUGAUUGAUUGUCUAGACUUCUUCAGCAGAACUGACCUCAACUCGACCAGCUAUUCUGCCUACAUUUGCUGCAAAGACUUGUUUUCCAGCACUUUGACAACAUCCAACGGGUCGCUCUCUUUCUCUGGUGUUUGGGAAAGUUUGGACUUCAACACAUCAGUCACUUAUCUUCAGAAGUGCUGUGGCCACUACAAUGCUACAGCCUGUACUUAGUAAACUGUCACUGCCACAGAAGGAGCAAGUACAGUGCAAAAAAGACACCCCACUUGAAUGAUGAGAAACCACCAAGUUAUCUUUAGUGGAAGAAGGCGCAUGUAGUUAUCCCUGUAUAUGUAAAACACUGCAAUAUGGAUCCAGUAGGGGCCAAACUUCAACUUCAAAUGUAACCGUGAGGUAUAAACCAAGAAUGCAAGAACUCUAAGGGUACGCCUGCGCAGGCAAGACCUUCCUAGAACAAUCAGUGCAGCCACUGUGGUUUGCUUAUCUUGGUUUUGUGAUACAGAAAUAUCCAGAAGGACAACAACAGUUUCCUGGUGAAAAGUUGAGCAGGGACCUAUCAGGUGGGUUCCCAGUCAUCAAGUGCCUUUCCUUGCAAGGUAAUGAGUCCUAAAUUCCUUUUCACUCUUGGUUCAACCAGAAGGCUGUGUUUCUUUUCAUGUCUUUAGAUUCCUGAUUCAUGUUUGCCCUUCCAUUAAUUAUACACAUCACAACCAUGCCUUUUCAGAUGCAAAUCCCAUUCAGAAACAGGCUUACCACCAGGUAAAUGGGUAUAGGUAUAAAGCUUUAGGGUACAGCACAUUGUUGGCCCUUAACAUUCACAGCUAAGUGUGCAACUCCUGCCCCAGCAAAAGUGGAAAAACCAAAUGUGGAAGGAAGACUAUAUUCUCACUUCUCUCAGAGUAAGAGUCAUUGAGUUCACAAGGACUUAACACCUGAAUAAAUCUUCAUGCAAUUCUAAAGGGUUAGUUAGCUGGAUAGAAAGUAGGUUCUAAAUGUUAUAGAUAGGCUGAAUCAAUACAAUUUACUGAUGUACUAACUCAUCCUUCAACAACCAAUUGAACAGG
Messenger RNA from Sceloporus undulatus (fence lizard), 3003 nucleotides. It is a transcript of the gene SLC28A2, whose product is annotated as solute carrier family 28 member 2. The transcript has 18 exons. Gene Ontology annotation, biological process: nucleoside transmembrane transport. The record is from RefSeq and is a predicted model, not a curated record. Gene Ontology annotation, molecular function: nucleoside:sodium symporter activity. Bases 167 to 2152 code for a protein of 661 amino acids. Lineage: Eukaryota; Metazoa; Chordata; Lepidosauria; Squamata; Phrynosomatidae. Gene Ontology annotation, cellular component: membrane.